Rhizopus microsporus ATCC 52813 is the source of this 965-nucleotide messenger RNA. RefSeq names its product phosphatases II. Lineage: Eukaryota; Fungi; Mucoromycota; Mucoromycetes; Mucorales; Rhizopodaceae. The transcript has a single exon. The record is from RefSeq and is a predicted model, not a curated record. Gene Ontology annotation, biological process: negative regulation of MAPK cascade; protein dephosphorylation. Gene Ontology annotation, molecular function: MAP kinase tyrosine/serine/threonine phosphatase activity; protein tyrosine/threonine phosphatase activity. Bases 73 to 708 code for a protein of 211 amino acids. Gene Ontology annotation, cellular component: cytoplasm.
CAAACCAUCCCUCAUAAAAUGAUAAUGUUCCUUUCUUUUCUCGUUAUUUAUUCAAUCGUAAUCAGCCUCUAUAUGAAUCGAAGAAAAAACUCGAAAAACCUGGUACUUUGUAUUGAUAAAAAUGCAUUACAGAUCAAACAUCGCAAGACCCAGCUGUUUCACAACGGCCCUUACAUGCAUGGCCCUAUCUGCAUUUUACCUAAUCUAUAUCUGGGUGCACAUUGCAACGCAGUCAAUAAGGAUCACCUGGCGCGACACUCAAUCACGCAUAUUAUUAAUGUUGCAAGCGAAGUACAUAUCGCUCCGGGCCUCUUCGAGUAUCACCAUCUGCAUUGGACGCAUUAUCAAAGAAAUCUAGCUCAGGUAGAGUUUAUUAAGGCGAUCAAGAUCAUCGAGGACGCUCUACAAAGAAAUCAAGUUGUUCUUGUUCACUGUCAACAGGGAGUCGAGCGAUCGGCAGCACUUGUUCUUGCUUACCUUAUCUAUUUGUCACGAAAAUCCAUGGUUCCAGAGUGCGCGGUCACAGCCAAGAAUUGGUCUCUAGAUCAUGCACUACGCUAUGUUCAAGAAAAGGUACCUGACAUUCACCCCAACAUGGAACUGUUAUAUCAACUUCGAGAAUUUGAAAGAUCUCUGACGAUAAAGCCACCCAAUAGUCAUCGUCAGUAUCUUUAUCGAUCUCAUUCCGAAUCAACACUUUAUCGUUAAAGCCUUUCCGAGAACGCACAAUUUGCAUAUGAAUUUUUGAUGAGUUCCUGAAACUGUUUAUUGUUUAAAUUUUUUUGUGUAUCAAUUAUACUUUAUGUGUUGCAGUAAAUAACUUCUAAUCUGUGCCCUCGUAAUAAAUAAAUUAUUUCAUCUUUCUUUGUCCUCCUUUUACGAUCAUUUGCCGCGUUUACGCAAUUGUUACAUGGUUUCUUGUCAUAAAGCCAGAUGAUCAUUAAAGAAUGAGAAGAUUCCCUUUG